AUGGAGGGGCUGCGGCUGAAGGACGUCCGGCUGUCGCGGUUCGCCGCUGCCUCCCCGGACGAGGCCGCGUUCGACCCGGCGGCGCUUCCGGCGUGGCAGUCGUACGCCCUGCUGACUUCCCACAUCGGUCAGAAGGGCCUGCAGGCCGGCGGCGUCUUCGGCGCGCUGUACGCGGGCGUCCGCGUCGCCCUCUCCAAGGGCCAGCGGCCCGUGCACGCCGUUCUCACGGACGUGGGUCUGACCACGGCGGGCAUGGUGGCCAUCUCGCUGGGCCUGGGCGCGUACAAGAUGGCGGGGUUCGAGUCGCGCGACAGCGUCGACGACCGCGUGUACAAGCUGCACUACAACGAGGGGCAGGCCUUCGUCGACAGACUCGCCGGGUACUCGGCAGUGGUUGGCGCGGGCGUCGCGGCGCUGAUGGUGCUGGGCGCGCCCCCGCAGGCAGCACCGCUGCUGGGUGUGGUGGGCGGCGCGGGGCUGGGCGCGGCGGGCGGCGUGCUGGUCGGGAUGGCGGCAAUCAGGGACGAGAAGACCGCUGAAAGGAAGAUGCCGUCGUGGGCGGCGACGAUCAAGGACCGUGCCGUGAUAGCGGGCCAGAAGAUCAAGCACGAGCUCGUCAGCAAGGACUAA
This is a messenger RNA of Pedinophyceae sp. YPF-701, 630 nucleotides long. NCBI's taxonomy places the organism in Eukaryota, Viridiplantae, Chlorophyta, Pedinophyceae. The record is from the annotation of a GenBank genome assembly.